Messenger RNA from Eruca vesicaria subsp. sativa (arugula), 210 nucleotides. NCBI's taxonomy places the organism in Eukaryota, Viridiplantae, Streptophyta, Magnoliopsida, Brassicales, Brassicaceae. The record is from the annotation of a GenBank genome assembly.
AUGGCGAAAUCAAAAUCCGGGAACCUUAAUAAUUUUGUGGACGGGAGAGAUGAUGAGCAGAUCCGUGAGCUCCGGUGUAGAAAGGACGACGUGACGGCAAGCAAGUCCAAGCAUCCUUGUGGGAGGAUGACAGAACGGCCGGUAAAUCCAAGCUCCGGUGUGAAGAUGAUGCGGCAACGAACAGGUGCAGCCUCUUUUGUGAAUAUGUAG